CGGUCCGAGCGCGAGCACCGUGCAUCAUUGCAUGCUGCAACGUUCCGAUCUAGCAUCGCUUACGGUGGGCUCAUCUUACGAGCUCAUCCGACGAUAUUGCGAGGCUACGUGGUGUCAAAAAUUCGAUCUUGCCGAAGAGGAGCAUUUAAAAUCGAGCUGAGCGUGCACAGAAAAGGACUGCUCAAUGAGUACAGUGACAGCCGAAGACGUCACCUUUCUAAGGGACUCCGUCAGGGCUCGCAAUAAUUUUCACGGACAAUCAGCAGUACACAGUAAAGUCACAAACCGAACAAACGAACGUACAUUCUCUCGUCCUCGUGGCCGCGAUAUCUCGCGGUUGAUUCGUCAAUUCGCUCAUUCAAUCUCGUGAACUCUCACACGUCGUGAAUCGUUUCGCUUCAUUACACAUCGAGUCGUCUUGUUUUAUUACGUCGCAAAUUAGACAACCUCGUGGGAAAAGUCGAGAGAGUCGAGCGAGAAACUUUUAAUAUGAGUACAGAGGUUAAUGGGGAACACAUUUCCAAAGUUUGACGACCUACUUCAGAAACGCCUUAUAUCGGAGGGGGGAGGGGGCGCUAGUCUGGCCCCUCGAUGGCUUCUUCCACUUGGCACUUACGGCGAAGAUUAUACCAUUCGAAAUUUCUCAGAGAACCUGCGGCCGAGAGGUAACUUGCCAUAAAGCCUCAGCGGUGGGGGGAUGGGGGUGGAUUGCGGACGAGCAAAUAAACAUUUACUUCAUCGCCGUCUGCAAGUGUCGGAAGAAUCGGAGGGAGAACAAUUGCGGCACGAUUUCAAGUGGGAGUGAAGAAGAAGAGCGAGGAAAGUGAGAGGUGCGCGUCUCGGUUGAGGUUCGAACAAUGUACAAACUGCAUCGGCAACGUGAGAGCGUCGAUGGCGUCGGGACGCCAACAGCAGAAAUUGAAAAAACUAUCUUUAGAAGCACCUCGGAUCGACGCGAGGACCUCGCUCGAGCGUGCUAUCGAUCGUAACUGGAGGUUCUAAUUCCGCGGACCUCUUCGAGGCUCGUCAUGCUGGUCCCGGAAGGCAACCUUACAUCCUGGAGCAGCAACUGGACGACAAUGUUGCAUCAGGUAUCCUGCAACGACACACUUCUGGACUGCGCCGAGAAGUGCGACGUCGGUUCCGGCGGAUUCGACCACCUUUGUAUGGUCGAAAAGGGAACCUUCGCCUCUUCAAUGACACUCUUUUGCACACCUUGCGAUUACGCGACUUGCAACGUCAACGUAUCAUUGCUCCUCAACGGCCUCGAAAGUAUCGAGGGUAUCUUUUUAUCCAGGAUACCCACAAGGGAUUGUAACGCCACGUCAUUCGCCGAACAAAUUCUGGAGUGUACUCCGGCUGGAGGCAUCGUGGAGGAUUUGGCCGUGUCCUGCUCGCACCGAUCCAGGAUCGAGGGCGCCGGCAACAAGGCUCGUCGGUUCGAUUGGAGCUUCCUGUUCGCGGCGGUGUUCAUAGCCGCCGGUGGACUGGGAAAUAUAUUGGUCUGUCUUGCAGUGGUACUGGACAGGAGGCUCCAUAACGUGACGAACUACUUCUUGCUGUCGUUAGCAGUGGCCGAUCUCCUCGUGAGCCUCUUCGUCAUGCCGCUGGGUGCCAUACAAGGAUUUCUAGGGUAUUGGCCGCUCGGCAUGGUGUGGUGCAACGUAUACGUGACGUGCGACGUGCUGGCGUGUUCCGCGAGUAUAAUGCACAUGUGCUUCAUCUCCCUCGGCCGUUACCUGGGGAUCCGCAAUCCGCUCAGGACACGUCACACAUCCACGAAACGUGUGGUGGGCUUCAAGAUCGCCGCUGUCUGGCUGCUAGCCAUGCUGGUCUCUAGCUCCAUCACGGUGUUAGGUAUAAUCAACCCCUCGAACAUCACGCCGCGGCCGGGAGUAUGCGUCAUCAACAACCGGGCGUUCUUCGUGUUCGGCUCUUUGAUCGCCUUCUACAUACCCAUGAUCGUCAUGGUGGCGACUUACGUGCUGACGGUGCAGCUGCUUCGCAAGAAAGCGCGUUUCGCGGCCGAGCACCCCGAAGGCGAUCAGUUUCGCAGAUUGGGUGGUAGGUACGCGUCCGCGAAAACGUCCUCCACGGCGUCCUCGUCAUCUACAACUACGACUACGAUCACCGCCAUGAGAUCGUCCACCUCCUCGACCAGGCAGGUCCGCGCUUCCGGAUGCAACGCGGAGAAGGAAAGCGACGACAGAUGUGUCGGCGUGAGAAAGGUCCUGCCACAGUUAAAGUUCGCGGUGAACGGCGCCGGAAGUCCCGCCGCAGGACCUCAGCUCAAGUCGAAAGUGGAUCAGGCGACCCAAACGCCGGAGAACAUCGCGCGCGAAACAAGGAACUUCACCUUGCGAGCACUGAAACUGCAGUUGAAUGUCACACCGACCACUCUGAAUCUCAGAUUCCUGGCGGGGCGAACAAGAAAGAGAUCCUUAGCCGCGAACGCGGUUGCGACCGAACAGAAAGCUAGUAAGGUUCUCGGACUGGUGUUCUUCACAUUCGUGUUGUGUUGGGCACCGUUUUUCCUGCUUAACAUCUUUUUCGCCGCGUGUCCCACGUGUUCUGUGCCAGGACACGUGGUAGACACGUUCCUCUGGUUGGGUUACGUGUCCUCGACAAUCAAUCCAAUCAUCUACACCAUCUUCAACAAAACCUUUCGAGCCGCGUUUAUUCGGUUACUAAAAUGCAAAUGUUCGAGAUCCGCGAGACUCCCGAGAUAUCGCUCAGUCACGGAGAGCGGAAGGGGCGCGAUGGGCUUGUGCACGUCGGGUGCGCUUCCGUUGGCCAUCAGUUUCCAGGGUACACCCUUACUAACGCCGUCGUCGAACCCUACGCCGACACCAGCGUCCGGUAGCUCUUUCGUGGCGAUGAUGCAUCGAACAACGGACUCAUUGUAUCGAGACACCUUUCUGAUUCACGAGCGCGAUCAGACCGAUUAAUUUUCUCCGUCGCGACGAACCAACUGAUCGUCGGCCGACAAGUUCCGCAGGACAAUUCCAUUGAGUACUUGUCAAUUUUUUUAAAGACGCAUCAAGAAUAAAUGUUAUAGCUAAAGUUGAGCUUAGGGAUCAAAUUCAUGUACGAAGCGAAAUAAAGUAAUAUCACUUUACUGUUUUGACACAAA
Harpegnathos saltator (Jerdon's jumping ant) is the source of this 3133-nucleotide messenger RNA. It is a transcript of the gene 5-HT2A, whose product is annotated as 5-hydroxytryptamine receptor 2A. Gene Ontology annotation, biological process: G protein-coupled receptor signaling pathway, coupled to cyclic nucleotide second messenger; positive regulation of MAPK cascade; adenylate cyclase-activating adrenergic receptor signaling pathway. The transcript is spliced from 10 exons. The record is from RefSeq and is a predicted model, not a curated record. Bases 1029 to 2948 code for a protein of 639 amino acids. Gene Ontology annotation, cellular component: dendrite; plasma membrane. Gene Ontology annotation, molecular function: serotonin binding; G protein-coupled serotonin receptor activity; neurotransmitter receptor activity. NCBI's taxonomy places the organism in Eukaryota, Metazoa, Arthropoda, Insecta, Hymenoptera, Formicidae.